AUGAUGAGGUGGCGAAAUAUGGACCGUGAGUUAGGUUGAAAUUCGAUUUUGAGGUUUUUGUAAGGAAAAAAAAAAUACGAAUCAGAGAGAAGAUCAUAGCGAGAGAGAUGCAAACGACGCUGUUUCGACGGCUCGCUCCAUCGUUGGCAGCACGAUUUCAACGCAACGAGAAUCUUCUAACCUCUUUCUCUUCUUUAUCUUCUUCUUCUUCUUCCGUUCUUCACCAUGUCACGUCUUCGUCGUCGUCUUCUGCUGACGUUGAACCUGUUCACAUAACCGAAAACUGCGUUCGAAGAAUUAAGGAAUUGGAUUCUAAUGAACCAUCAACUGCUGGAAAAAUGCUUCGAUUGAGUGUAGAAACGGGCGGGUGUUCGGGGUUUCAGUAUGCUUUUAAUCUGGACGACAGAGUUAACUCGGACGAUAGAGUUUUCGAGAAGGAAGGAGUUAAAUUGGUUGUUGACAAUAUUUCGUAUGACUUUGUCAAAGGCGCGACUGUUGAUUAUGUCGAGGAGCUAAUUCGUUCGGCUUUCAUAGUGACUGAGAACCCCAGUGCAGUUGGCGGUUGUAGCUGUAAAAGUUCCUUCAUGGUGAAACAGUAGUUAGCUAUCUUGGGACUCCCCUCCUCAAUUUCCUCCACUGCUCAGAUAUAUACUCGGUGAACAAGAUUAUUAUAUUAUGAAUACAAUUUUUGUAACUCAAAAAACAAUUGACUAAAUUGAAGAUUAAAUUAUUGUUUGUAUAAUGAUAUCAAUGUUACAUACAGUUGGUUUACUGGUAAUAAAUUAUCAGGCAUUUCAGUCUA
Vicia villosa (hairy vetch) is the source of this 802-nucleotide messenger RNA. Its product is annotated as iron-sulfur assembly protein IscA-like 2, mitochondrial. Bases 108 to 599 code for a protein of 163 amino acids. The record is from RefSeq and is a predicted model, not a curated record. Gene Ontology annotation, molecular function: iron ion binding; 4 iron, 4 sulfur cluster binding; 2 iron, 2 sulfur cluster binding. The transcript has 4 exons. NCBI's taxonomy places the organism in Eukaryota, Viridiplantae, Streptophyta, Magnoliopsida, Fabales, Fabaceae. Gene Ontology annotation, cellular component: mitochondrion. Gene Ontology annotation, biological process: iron-sulfur cluster assembly.